ACGAACGAUGGGAAACUGCGACGCAUGCGCGAGCACCUGCGCCGCGCGCGCGCGCCGGCGCGCGUCGACGCGUGGCGCGGCGCGGCGAUCGAGGAGAUACAGGCAAACAGUGUCAGAGAAGUCGCGGUCGCGAAAGCGGCGCUGGCGCUCGAGCGGUGCGACCGCGCGUGCGCGGGCGUCGUCGCGCACGACUGCGGACUGUGCGUGCGCGCGCUCGGUGGGUUCCCGGGACCGUACACGAAGGAUUUUAACUACAGGGUCGGGGGCGACGGGUUGAGAGCGCUGCUCGACGGCGCGGGCGCGAUCGAUCGAAGCGCGUGCUGGGACGAGACGCUGGUGCUGGCGCGCGAGGGUCGGGAGAUGGUGGUGUUCACGCGCGAGAAGGAGUACGGGGACGGGGAGGUGGGAGAGCCGAGAAAGUGGACGCGGUGGCGGGACGACGCGAGUCGAAGCGUCGGGAGCGUCUUCGUGGCGACGGGGUUCGGGUUCGAUGAACCGCUCGCGGACGUCUCCGAGGAUGAGUAUCAACGAUUUCGAAGGGACGCACCGUCGGUUUGGUCGAGCUUCGCGACGUUCGUGAGAGAGAGCGGCGAGUUUUGA
This is a messenger RNA of Ostreococcus lucimarinus CCE9901, 600 nucleotides long. RefSeq lists its product with no specific name. The record is from RefSeq and is a predicted model, not a curated record. NCBI's taxonomy places the organism in Eukaryota, Viridiplantae, Chlorophyta, Mamiellophyceae, Mamiellales, Bathycoccaceae. Gene Ontology annotation, molecular function: nucleoside triphosphate diphosphatase activity. Gene Ontology annotation, cellular component: cytoplasm. The transcript has a single exon. Gene Ontology annotation, biological process: nucleoside triphosphate catabolic process. The coding region runs from base 25 to 600 and encodes 191 amino acids.